Molecule: messenger RNA, 2289 nt
Organism: Gracilinanus agilis (Agile Gracile Mouse Opossum)
Lineage: Eukaryota; Metazoa; Chordata; Mammalia; Didelphimorphia; Didelphidae
Gene: PDZD4
Product: PDZ domain containing 4
Exons: 8
Coding region: 190-2289 (699 amino acids)
Molecular function (GO): protein binding
Source: RefSeq, a predicted model, not a curated record
CCACAGGUGAACGGGAAGGAGCUCUCCAAACUGUCUCAGGAGCAAACCCUGGAAGCACUGCGCUCUUCCAAGGAGCCCCUGGUAAUCCAGGUGCUAAGACGAAGCCCCCGCCUCCGGGGGGACAGCUCCUGUCACGACCUGCAGCUGGUGGACAGUGGCACUCAGACUGACAUCACCUUCGAGCAUAUCAUGGCGUUGGGCAAGUUGCGCCCUCCCACUCCACCCAUGGUCAUCCUGGAGCCGUACGUCCUUUCUGAGCUCCCCCCCAUCGGCCAUGAGUAUUAUGACCCAGCGGAGUUCAUGGAGGGCAGCCAGCAGGAGGCAGACCGAGUGGAUGAGCUGGAGUAUGAGGAGGUGGAGUUGUACAAAGCCAGCCACCGGGACAAGCUCGGUUUGAUGGUUUGCUACCGAACAGAUGAUGAAGAGGACCUGGGCAUCUACGUCGGAGAGGUAAAUCCCAACAGCAUCGCAGCCAAAGAUGGCCGGAUCCGAGAAGGGGACCGCAUCAUCCAGAUAAACGGCAUGGACGUCCAGAACCGAGAGGAGGCGGUAGCCAUCCUGACCCAGGAGGAGAACACCAACAUUUCACUGCUUGUGGCUCGGCCAGAGACUGAGCUGACCAAGCGAUGGAAAGACAGCGACCGCGAGGACUUCCUAGAUGACUUUGGCUCCGAGAACGAGGGAGAGCUGCCCCUCCAGAAGCUGAAAUCCCCCUCUGGCCAUCAGCUUGAAACUGAAGACAGAAAGGGAGCUGCUAGUACAGGCCCGGGUCUGAACAACAGCCAGGAGCUGGACAGUGGGGUGGGCCGGACCGACGAAAGCACCCGAAACGAAGAGAGCUCAGAACACGACCUGCUGGGAGACGAGGCCCCGAGCACCACCAACACCCCAGGGAGUCUGCGCAAGUUUGGCCUCCAGGGCGAUGCCCUGCAGAGCCGAGACUUCCACUUCAGCAUGGACUCCCUCCUGGCCGAGGGAGCCGGGUUAGGCGGUGGGGACGUCCCCGGCCUCACCGAUGAGGAGUAUGAGCGCUACCGGGAGCUGCUGGAAAUCAAAUGCCACUUGGAGAACGGCAACCAGCUGGGGCUCUUCUUCCCCAGGGCGGGAGGGGGCAACAGCUCCCUGGAUGUCAACCGCAACGAGAGCCUGGGGCACGAGAUGGCCAUGCUCGAGGAGGAGCUCCGGCACCUGGAGUUCAAGUGCCGGAACAUCCUGCGGGCCCAGAAGAUGCAGCAGCUGCGGGAGCGCUGCAUGAAGGCCUGGCUGCUGGAGGAGGAGAGCCUCUAUGACUUUGGGGCCAGCGAGCCCAAGAAGCACGAACUCUCCGACAUCACCGAGCUGCCCGAGAAGUCGGACAAAGAUAGCACCAGUGCCUACAACACGGGCGAGAGCUGCCGCAGCACCCCGCUGCUCAUGGAGCCCCUGCUCGAGAGCCCCCUGCGGCGGGCUGCCCCCGGGAACUCAAACCUCAACCAGAGUACGUGCGGCCCAGCCAAGGCCGGCGGCCCCCCGGACGGGAGCCCGGCCAAGUUCCGCUCCCUCUCCCGCGACGGCGGCGGCGGCGGCGGCGGCGACGUGUGCCAGAGGCAGCACGCUGAGGACAGGCUCCGCCGCAGCCCCAAGACUGGCGCGGGGGCGCUGGAGCAGGCAGGAGCGGAAGGCAGCCCCUACCUCUCUCGGCGCCAUCGGGUGCAGGGCCAAGCCAGCGAGCGCUACCACAGCUGUGUGCAGCUGAGCCCCGCCCGCGGCCUGGAGGAACUGGGCCACACCCCUCUGAGUCUAGCCACCAUGUGCAAGGACUCCCUGGCCAGCCCCAAGGUGGGAGGGGCCGAAGCGCCCCGGAUGGAAUGGAAGGUGAAGGUGCGCAGUGACGGCACCCGCUACGUGGCCAAACGGCCUGUCCGGGACCGGCUCCUGAAGGCGCGCGCCCUGAAGAUCCGCGAGGAGCGGAGCGGCAUGACCACGGACGACGACGCCGUGAGCGAGAUGAAGAUGGGCCGCUACUGGAGCAAGGAAGAGCGGAAGCAGCACCUGAUCCGGGCCCGGGAGCAGCGGAAACGGCGGGAAUUCAUGAUGCAGAGCCGGCUCGAGUGCCUGAGGGAGCAGCAGAACAGCGAAAGCAAGCACGAGCUCAAUAUCAUCGCGCUGAGCCACCGCAAAACCAUGAAGAAGAGGAACAAGAAGAUCCUCGACAACUGGAUCACCAUCCAGGAGAUGCUGGCCCACGGAACCCGCUCAGCGGACGGCAAGAGGGUCUACAACCCUCUCCUGUCUGUCACCACUGUGUGA